AUUAUAAUAUUAUUUUUAGUUUUAUUAAAAAUUUAAAAUUCCAAUAAUUAAUUGUAUUUAUUCAUUAAUUAUUUGAUAUUUAUUUUAUUUUCAAAUUGUAUAUUGUUUACUCAUGUAAUAUACCCAUGUGUUGUUGUAAUGUUUGAGAAUCUCCUGAAAUUUGGAGCUUAUCGCAAAGUUUCACAAAGUUAUAAUUUUUUAACGUUAAAACUAUGCAAUUUCAGUGUUUUAUGUAACAAUAGUGCUAGAAACCAUGGGAUUCUUAACUCAUGUGCAACUACCUUUUCCGAAUCUUCACCUAACUAUCCUUCCAAUCUAAACAACAAUUUACCAAAUUCAAAUGAUAUUAAAAGGAACUUGUUUAAUUAUUUUCAGUCUCGAGGUCCUAAAAUUGUGAAGCCGAAGGAUGUUAUUCACUUUUGGAAGAUUCGUCCUGGAGAUAAGGUAACCGUAAUCAGUGGAAAGGAUAAGGGUAAAGUUGGUGAGGUUUUAAUGUGUGACCGACUUCGAAACCAAGUAAAGGUAAAGGGCUGCAAUAUGAGAAAAUUACUUGUUGACUCCCAAAUUGUCCAGAUUGAGAAGAAAAUCCACUACUCAAAUGUUCAACUUGUAGACCAACUUUUAAAUGUAGGAACUAGAGUUUCUAUCCGGUACUCUCAUGAUAAUAAGCCACUAAGGGUUUCUAAGAAGUCUGGAUACGUGAUUCCUUGGCCAUCUAAAACUGUAUUGAGGGUGAGAAGGAUACAAGUCCUGAAGAGGCUUUAAAACGCACUUACGACUAUGAAAAGGAUCUCGCCUCUAUGAAUUUGCUGCGUCAAACCAUGUCAAAAUAUAAUCGGGACAUUAGCUAAGAAUAUGGAUGUUAACGAAAGUAUAAGAGACGUCAGUUAUAUUUUAAGUCUCCGAUACUGUAAACUUAAUACUUAACCGCUUAAACUAAUACACUAUACACUAA
Messenger RNA from Theileria parva strain Muguga, 955 nucleotides. RefSeq names its product ribosomal protein L24 (gene rplX). Bases 139 to 765 code for a protein of 208 amino acids. The transcript has 7 exons. Lineage: Eukaryota; Apicomplexa; Aconoidasida; Piroplasmida; Theileriidae. The record is from RefSeq and is a predicted model, not a curated record. Gene Ontology annotation, cellular component: ribosome; mitochondrion. Gene Ontology annotation, biological process: translation. Gene Ontology annotation, molecular function: RNA binding; structural constituent of ribosome.